Scomber scombrus (Atlantic mackerel) is the source of this 2311-nucleotide messenger RNA. RefSeq names its product WAS protein family homolog 1 (gene wash1). Gene Ontology annotation, molecular function: actin binding; gamma-tubulin binding; alpha-tubulin binding. NCBI's taxonomy places the organism in Eukaryota, Metazoa, Chordata, Actinopteri, Scombriformes, Scombridae. The transcript has 11 exons. Gene Ontology annotation, biological process: endocytic recycling; exocytosis; Arp2/3 complex-mediated actin nucleation. The coding region runs from base 108 to 1523 and encodes 471 amino acids. Gene Ontology annotation, cellular component: early endosome; WASH complex; recycling endosome. The record is from RefSeq and is a predicted model, not a curated record.
GCGGAAGUAGCAGACCGUUGUUUUGCUUAACAAGUAGCUAGUGCGAAUAGCCUAGCACCUUCUUAUUAUUGUCUUUUCUGUAAGCAGUAACCAGAAAAGAAACAUCCAUGGUCAGGAUGACCCAGAAGCACUGCCUGGAGGGCCAGGUGUAUUCAGUGCCUCUCAUCCAGCCAGACCUGAGGAGAGAGGAGGCUGUUAAUCAGAUAGCAGAUGCGCUACUCUACUUGGAGACCAUCUCUACAGACAUCUUCAGAAGGGUGUCUGAGAGUGUAGAGAAGAACCGCCGCCAGCUGCAGACCGUCACUGACCGGAUCAAACUAGCUCAGGCCCGUGUCGACAAGAUCAAAGGCAGCAAGAAGGCCACCAAGGUUUUCUCCAGUGCCAAGUAUCCUGCCCCAGACCGACUCCAGGACUACUCAUCUAUCUUUUCUGGAGCUACAGACCCCACCUUACAGACACGCCCUCGACAUAGGAUACAGAACAAACUUCGACCCUUUGAUGAGAAGGCCUUACAGGAGAAGUUAAUGUAUUUCCCAGUGUGUGUGAGCAAUAAGAAGAAGUCUGAAGAUGAGACAGAAGAGGGGUUGGGCAGUCUGCCACGCAACAUCUCCUCUGUCAGCUCCUUGUUGCUUUUUAACACCACCGAGAACCUAUAUAAGAAAUAUGUGUUCCUUGAUCCUCUGGCGGGAGCCGUGACAAAAACACACACAACACUAGAGACGGAAAAAGAAGAGAAACCAUUUGAUGCACCAUUGUCCAUUACAAAGAGAGAACAGCUGGAUAGACAGACAGCAGAGAGCUAUUUCUACGUGCCAGAUCUGGGUCAGGUGCCUGAGAUAGAUGUGCCAUCCUACCUGCCAGACCUGCCAGGUAUUGCAGAUGACCUGUCUUAUAGUGCAGACCUGGGGCCUGGCUUCGCGCCAUCAGGACCAACACACAACAUCCCUGAGCUGCCAUCUUUCUCUGAGGAGAGCAGCAUACCAGGAUCUCAGCUCCAACCUAAUGCUCCACCUCCCCCGCCGCCUCCCCCUCCUCCUCCUGAGCCCACCCUCGCUCCAGCCACUCCUGCAGGAGCUCCCCCUCCUCCACCUCCUCCACCACCUCCUCCUGCAGAAAGCACCUCAGAAGCCUCUAAAGUGCCAAGCUCAGGCCCUGUGUCUGGUGCUCCCAGCGAUGUGGUUCAACCGUCAGAUGGCCGAGCCAGUCUCCUGGAGUCCAUCCGUAACGCCGGAGGCAUCGGCAAAGCCCAGUUACGCAACGUGAAAGAGCGCAAGUUGGAGAAGAAGAAACAGAAGGAGCAAGAGCAAGCUGUGGGAGCGGCUUCUAGCGGUGGAGACUUCAUGUCUGAUCUCUUCAAUAAGCUUGCCAUGCGCAGGAAAGGCAUCUCUGGUAAAGGUCCAGCAGGUGGGGAGUCAGGGGAAGUUCCUGCUGGUACCGGCGGAGCAUUUGCCAGGAUGUCAGACGUCAUCCCACCACUUCCUGCUCCACACCCAACAACAGACGACGACGACUGGGAGGCAUAACACAAUGAAUGACGAACACUGAAAGCACUGAUAAUUGAAGCAUUUGAUAGUCUCGGGUUAUUUUGUGUACAAAGGACUUAAAUUUUUUUCCUCCAGAUGACUCAACAAGAAUAUUAUAAAAAAGUAUUAAGUUCUCCUGCUGACAGAAGCUGUUAGUGUAAAAUGGGCAAUAAUUGGCCUCAUUAUGCCAAUGAGUGCAGUGGUUUGUCUAAAGCAGUUGAAGAAAACAUCACUGAAACGGAAAUGAUGAAACAAUUUAUUGAUUGCAUAUUCAUUGUGAAGCAUAUUUUCAUCUAAUUAAACUAGCAGUUAUUCAAACCAUAACUUAGAUCAAGGAACCGUCUCACUAACAUCUUUCUAUUAAAUAAAGCAAUCCUUGCAUUACAUAACACUUCAUGUCGAGCGCUUUAAAUAUUUAAGAUUUCAGUCACAUGGACGGCAGUGAUGUGCUUGAUAUCUGCGCAGGAGCUGUUUCAGUAAUCCAUUUCAACAUGCUGAAUUUAAAAACGUUUUUCUUUGUCUCCUGCAACAUGUUCCAGACUGAAUUUGCAGAUAUCCCAGCAAUACAUCCUCAUUUAGCCUUUGUCUUCAUUGUGCCAUCAAACACUUAUGUUCAUUCUUCUCUGAAUAAUCUCAACUUGUCUAAACAAGAGAUGUUAGCAGGUCAAAGCAUACCACAAGACAGACUAAAUCUAAACAUUGAAAUGUAAAAUAAAGCAAUGAAGCACUGAAAACUGAAAAACUGCCUCCCUGGAUGAUUGCUGAGCUGAGCCUGGAGCAGUCAGGUC